Messenger RNA from Ruditapes philippinarum (Manila clam), 1586 nucleotides. RefSeq names its product D-ribitol-5-phosphate cytidylyltransferase-like. Gene Ontology annotation, biological process: isoprenoid biosynthetic process; protein O-linked glycosylation via mannose. Gene Ontology annotation, molecular function: D-ribitol-5-phosphate cytidylyltransferase activity. NCBI's taxonomy places the organism in Eukaryota, Metazoa, Mollusca, Bivalvia, Venerida, Veneridae. Gene Ontology annotation, cellular component: cytosol. The transcript has 8 exons. The record is from RefSeq and is a predicted model, not a curated record. The coding region runs from base 122 to 1120 and encodes 332 amino acids.
AUUAGCAAUACAUAACACAUACAAACCCACUUUACAAAACUAUUCAAGGGAACAUUUUCAUUACAGGAUUAGCUGGAUAAAGAGAGUAGUGGUAGUUGUGAAUAAAAGUUUUCUGCCAUUUAUGGAACAAUUAGUGCAAGAUAAUUGUCUAGAUAAAGUUGUGCUAGUGAAAGGCUGUUCCACAAGACACAGGUCUAUAUAUGCUGGUGUGAAAUCAUUAGUUAAAGGUGAAGACAAAUCCAGUGUGGUUGUCAUCCAUGAUGCUGUAAGACCAUUGAUAGAUGAAACAGUAGUGAAGAAAAUUGUGUGCUAUGCUAAGACAUAUGGGGCAUCAGGUGUGACACGCCCCCUUGUUUCCACGGUGAUAUCAGCUGAUGAUGAUGGUUUAUUGAAGGAAUCUCUAGACAGGAGUCAGUAUUGUGCCAGUGAGAUGCCACAGGGGUUCCAACUGAACGUUAUUCAAACAGCUUAUGAAAUGUCGGAUGAUAAUGAUUUUGACUAUGGUACAGAAUGCCUUUUACUUGCCAUGAAGUAUACAGGGACCAGGGCCAAGUUGUUUACAGGGCCAGACAGUUUAUGGAAGGUGACACACAGAAAAGAUUUAUAUGCAGCUGAAGCAAUUUUGAAAGAACAGAAUAUAUCAGUUCAAGUUAUAUUUUCAUCAUGCCCGGAGGAUCAAGAUAUGCUGAAUGCUGUGUUGUCACAAUUUAGGAAUAAGAUGCUUGUUGUGAAGGAAAAUGAGAGUUCAGGAUCAGUCAGUUGUAACAGUGCUGUGAUCAUAUACUCACAAAUUACCAAAAGUGCAAUAUCAGAAAAUACCCAACGUGUUCUCAAACCAUCUAUAGACACAAAAGUAACCUUGGAAACUCUAUUAAAGCCAUGUAUUAUUCAUGUUUAUAAUGGAAAAAAGUUAAACAAUGAAGAUACUUUUGAAUAUAUGAGGACAAUCCAUGAUAUGACAGAAAACUUCCCAGAUUCUCUCAGUUUUGGAAUAUUGAAUUUUAAUAUAGCAGACUACAAGAAGUUAUCAGAUAUGGUGACCAGUCUGGUAUGGAACAGAGAUUCUACAUUGUCUGGACAGACGUUUGUUAUAGACAGCAACAAAAAUAACAAAAUCUAAAUUAUAACCUUAUGUGAUUAUUUAGCCUUUGCCUCCAGUAUAGAACCAGACCAGCCUGUACAUCUGUGUAGUCUGACUAGCCUCUAUACUGUUGGCUGCUAAGUUAUUUUAUUUUGAAAUCCCUUAAACUUUGAAUGGAUUAUUUAAAAUUCAAGAAUCGUUGUGAAGACACUUUACUGGUAUAUAUGUAUUUAUAUGUUUUAUAUAGAGUUUUAUUUAAUUAAGAAGUGAUUUUUGCUUCUUUUCACUUGUUAUACUUGUAUCAUAAUACUCAACAUAUAUGUUCAUUAUUAUGUUUGGUGAUGUUCAUUGGUGCUUAAAUAUAUUUCUUUGUUAGCUCUUGUAAAUUAAGAUUCUGUAUGAGGUAUUUAUAAGGUUUGAACAGUCCAAUUUAGUUAUAUACACAUUAUGUUCAGAUUAUGACUCAAACUUUACUGAUGGAGGAAGACAUUGGGUGCCCCCCUCU